This is a messenger RNA of Lagenorhynchus albirostris (white-beaked dolphin), 2921 nucleotides long. RefSeq names its product transmembrane protein 169 (gene TMEM169). The transcript has 3 exons. NCBI's taxonomy places the organism in Eukaryota, Metazoa, Chordata, Mammalia, Artiodactyla, Delphinidae. The record is from RefSeq and is a predicted model, not a curated record. The coding region runs from base 185 to 1078 and encodes 297 amino acids.
AUCAUCGUUCCAAUCACUCGAUACUGGUCUGAACCAAAUUUCCUUUCAUCUUUGCAUUGUGCAACUCAUCGUCGGAACGUCUUUGCAUAGCCCCAUCCUGGAAGAAGCUCUGUGAUGUGUGGAUCGUGAGUUUGCUCAAGCAAAUUGGACUCUUUACAAGGAAUAGCUAGAUUUGAAGACUAGGAUGGAAGAGCCAGCACCAGUGGAAGGCCAGGGCCAGCUCCCAAGCCCCCACCAGGGCUCUCUGAGGAAAGCCAUGGCAGCUGCCCUGGCCCUUGAUGGGGAAUCCACACUGGGUCGCAGGAAAAAGAAGAAGAAAGAGUCCCGCCCAGAAUCUAUUAUCAUCUACCGGUCAGAGAGUGAGAAACUGGAUGAGGAGCCUGGGGAAUUAGAAGGUGGAGAUCAGCCUAAAGAGGAGGAGGGAGAUGAUUUCCUAGACUAUCCUGUGGAUGAUGGUAUGUGGAACAUGCCUGUGGACAGCCGCUAUGUCACAUUAACUGGGACCAUCACCCGAGGGAAGAAAAAGGGGCAGAUGGUGGAUAUCCAUGUCACGUUGACAGAGAAGGAGCUGCAGGAACUCACCAAGCCUAAAGGGUCUUCAAGGGAAAUGGCACCUGAAGGCAGAAAGGCCUGCCAGCUGGGAGCAGACCGUGGGCCCCACGUGGUCCUCUGGACGCUGGUCUGCCUGCCUGUGGUUUUCAUCCUCUCCUUCGUGGUCUCUUUCUACUAUGGCACCAUCACCUGGUACAAUAUCUUUCUUGUGUACAACGAGGAGAGGACCUUCUGGCACAAGAUCUCAUGUUGCCCCUGCCUCAUUCUCUUCUAUCCAGUGCUCAUCAUGGCCAUGGCCUCUUCCCUGGGCCUCUAUGCUGCCGUGGUCCAGCUCUCAUGGUCCUGGGGAGCAUGGUGGCAAGCUGCCCGGGACAUGGAGAAAGGCUUCUGUGGCUGGCUGUGCAGCAAACUGGGUCUGGAAGACUGUUCUCCCUACAGCAUUGUGGAGCUGCUUGAAUCUGACAAUAUCUCAGGCAAUCUGUCCAACAAGGAUGCCACCCAGGAGGUAGAAACAUCCACUGUCUAAACUCCCAACAACUUACUUGAUUCUCUGGUCUCAGUAGCCUGUAUAUCAUCUUCCAAUUUCAGAAUAUUCCUUCUUUAAAUUAUUCCUCCCCCGCCUUCCCCCGUACACAGUUCUUCUGGAAAAUUUUAGCUCACACUGAUCUGUCCUACCAUCUUGUUGGUUUCCAGGAGGGCGGAAAACAGAAAAGCAAUCUGUGCCCAGAUAGUCCAUCCAGUGGAUAAACUCUUCUUCAUUCCUUGACCUAAGAUGACCAUUUUUCUGAGACAAGGGAGCUCAGGUGUGUGUCAGUUCAGGAGCUUGGAGGUGUUCCUGGUGCCUGGAACCCAGGGGAGAUGUGACUAAAUGUGACAGGGAGAAUAAGGAGGCUCACGGGAGACCCAAGUCCACCAAUAAGAUAAUAGAUAGGGAUGGAGUGAAAUAUUUAAGAAGCAGGCUGCAACAGUGUAGCAGAAUGUAAAGAUAUGUGUGUAUCACUUAGAUUUUGAUUUAUAUAUUAAAUAUAAUUAAAAUCCAAAUAUCAGUAGUUUAAACAAGAUAGAGGUCUGUUUCUUUCCUGUAUAGAAGAAGUCUGGAGGCAGACCAUCAGGGAAAUUGAUGAAGUCAUCAGAAUCCCAGGCUUUUUUUAUUCACCAACCCUCACUGCCUUUAUCCUCAACACCCAGUGCUGACUACAUCUCCAGUCAUCAUAUCCCCGUUUCGGAUAGAACAGAGGAAAGGGCAACGAAGAGCACAUACACCCUCCUAGGCUAAGGCGGCUUCUCAGAAGGCCCCCUCAACGCUUCUUGUAUCUCAUUGGCCAGACGGUAGUCACAUGACCUCACAAGCAAGAAAGCCUGGGAAAUGUAGUCUUUUGGCCGGGCAGCUAUAUUCUAAAUGUUUGGGUUCUGCUAAUUUAAGAGACAAGGAAAUAAUGGCUAUUUUGGUAGGCAAGUAAGAAUCUCUGGCUCACAGUAAUUAUUUAAAUACAUUCAGAUCCAAAACUGCGAGUACAGUUUUAUUUAUGUAUGUAUUUAUUUAUUUAUUUAAGCCUAAAUAUUACACAGAGAAUUUAUACAUAGAUACUAGCUAAAUAUACUAUGCAUAAACCACACGUAGAUAUUAGCAACUCAUGUAUGUUGCAAUUAAAUAUCUAUAAUGCCAUGUGGUUUCAGGUUUUUUAGAAAGGAAGAGUGGAUAGUUGAAUACAAUUAUAUCAUAGUAGCAUAGCUUUCUUCCCGGUAGUGAAGGUGGGCCUGUGUGGUGAUGUUUAGUUUAAUGUACAGAUGAAAGACUGCAAAGGGAGGCAUUGCAUCUGUCAGACUUUCCCCCAGCAAGGUCAGCAGCCCCAAGCACAAGAAGACAGUUAGCUUUGUGUGGUUUGUCAAAACUCACUCAGAGCUUUCUUCUCACAGCAAACACAGUCUUUGCUGUGCUGAAAAGCUUGGGUCUUCAUGGACGCUGAGGGUGUAAACCAGAUGGGUCCAGAUUAAUAGAUUCUGAACUUUAAAAAAAUAUUCCUGAGGGUCUCUUUCCAAUUUCAAAAAAAUCAAAUCCUAAGAUUUUGCAGAUUUUGGAGGUUUGAGUCCUUAUAAGAAUAGCUGGUGCCCUAUUCAUGGUUCAUGUCUCAGGAAGAAGCUGUUGAAAGAACUGCUGUGAAUCAAACCAGACGGGUCAAGCAAUGCUGUCCCACAGAAGGCCAGGACAUUUGCCUGAUGCACGGUGCUGUACUCCACCUUCAGAGGAAACCCCUCCUUUUUAAAAAUAACUAUUAUUAGUUUGAGAAAAAAACAACAACUGUGUCCAACACGUUUGAAGAUAAUGUUGGUGCUCUCUGGUGCUUUUACAGAGAUAUAAACAAUUGAAA